CCCAUCCUUCUCACUUCUUCACUCCCACGCAGUAAUUAGUUUCUUUCUUCAUUUAUCACUCUGCUCCUAGCUCCCACCGCUUUCCACCCUUUAAAAAAAAACAGAGUCCCCUCUCCUCCUCCUCCUCCUCCUCCUCUUUGUUUCAGAACACACUGUCUAGUGUAUGUGUAUCGCAGUUUUCACAACACGCACUCUUCCUUCAUCAUAUUAUUCAAAAUCAUUCAUAAACACGUACAUAUAUACCCUCUUUUGAGUCUUCAUUUCAUAACAACGAAGGAAGACGUGUAGUAGUAGUAGUAGUAGUCGUCGUCAUAAAAUAGAAGAACCAAGAACAUGUGCGAAUCAAAAUCAGAGCAGAGGCAUGAUGAUAAGGAAAAGCAGACCGAAGAAUUAGGUGGUGUGUUAACAAGACGUUCGACAAUAAUGUGGGAUGUGAUAGGAGAAGCGAAAUCCCUGUGGGAGUUGGCAUUCCCGACAGCACUCACUGGUCUCAUUUUCUACGCGCGUUCCAUGGUCUCCAUGCUGUUCCUCGGCCACCUAGGAGACACCGAACUGGCCGCAGGUUCCUUAGCCAUCGCCUUCGCCAACAUCACCGGUUACUCCGUUCUCUCUGGUCUCUCCUUAGGAAUGGAACCUCUUUGUUCCCAAGCCUUCGGAGCUAAGCGUCCUAAACUCCUCUCUCUCACCCUCCAACGCUGCGUCAUCUUCUUAUUAUUCUCUUCAAUCCCCAUUUCGCUCUUGUGGCUUAACAUGUCUAAAGUCUUUAUCCUACUCCACCAACACACACACAUCACCCAAAUGGCACAAACCUAUUUAGUUUUCCUUCUCCCCGACCUCGUCACCAACUCCUUCCUCCACCCAAUCAGAGUCUACCUUCGCGCCCAGAACAUCACCCACCCGGUAACGUUAGCGUCCCUCGCCGGCACUCUCCUCCACGUUCCAUUCAACUUGCUCCUCGUCCAGCGCGGCCUGCCCGGCGUCGCCGCCGCCUCCGCCGCCUCCAGUUUUUCCAUUCUAAGUCUGCUGGUCCUCUACGUGUGGAUAAGUGGGGUCCACCUGGCCACGUGGACCGCGCCGAGCCGGGAGUGUUUCGGCGGCUGGGAGCCGCUGCUUAGGCUUGCGGCGCCGAGCUGCGUCUCGGUUUGUUUGGAAUGGUGGUGGUAUGAGAUUAUGAUUUUGUUGUGUGGGGUUUUGGUGGACCCCACUGCCAGCGUGGCGGCUAUGGGGAUUUUAAUCCAGACGACGUCGUUGAUCUAUGUCUUCCCCUCGUCUCUGGGAUUUGCGGUUUCCACGCGCGUGGGGAACCAGCUUGGCGCGAACAGGGGUCCACGCGCCAGGAUGUCGGCGGUGGUAGCGGUGUUCUUCGCCGCAGUGAUGGGCUUCUCCGCGGUGGUUUUUGCGACGGCGAUGCGGAGGAGGUGGGGGAGGAUGUUCACCGGGGACGAGGGGAUUCUGCGGCUGACGGCAGCGGCGCUGCCGAUUCUGGGGUUGUGCGAGCUCGGAAACUGCCCGCAGACGGUGGGAUGCGGGGUGGUGAGGGGGACGGCGCGGCCGAACGUGGCGGCGAACGUGAACCUGGGAGCGUUUUAUCUGGUGGGGAUGCCGGUGGCGGUUGGGCUUGCGUUCUGGCUCGAGGUUGGGUUCUGUGGGCUCUGGCUGGGCCUGUUGUCGGCCCAGGUUUGUUGCGCGGGCCUAAUGUUGUAUAUGAUUGGGACCACCGAUUGGGAGUACCAGGCCUGCCGGGCCCAGUUACUCACGGCCCUUGAUCAAGGAUCCGACGGCCACAAACAACCGUUGCUUGCCGCUGUGGACAACAACAACUCUUGAUAAAAAAAAAAAAAAAAUUAUGAUGAUUGUUGAUUGACGGUGUAAUAUUCUUUUCUUUUUGUAAUAAUUCUUAUAUUUAUUAAAGGGAAUUAAUUUGUGAAA
Molecule: messenger RNA, 1929 nt
Organism: Glycine soja
Lineage: Eukaryota; Viridiplantae; Streptophyta; Magnoliopsida; Fabales; Fabaceae
Product: protein DETOXIFICATION 51-like
Exons: 1
Coding region: 334-1827 (497 amino acids)
Biological process (GO): xenobiotic detoxification by transmembrane export across the plasma membrane
Cellular component (GO): membrane
Molecular function (GO): xenobiotic transmembrane transporter activity; antiporter activity
Source: RefSeq, a predicted model, not a curated record